Messenger RNA from Larimichthys crocea (large yellow croaker), 1006 nucleotides. Its product is annotated as myelin and lymphocyte protein. Gene Ontology annotation, molecular function: structural constituent of myelin sheath. Gene Ontology annotation, cellular component: membrane. The record is from RefSeq and is a predicted model, not a curated record. Gene Ontology annotation, biological process: myelination. NCBI's taxonomy places the organism in Eukaryota, Metazoa, Chordata, Actinopteri, Sciaenidae. The transcript is spliced from 4 exons. The coding region runs from base 146 to 619 and encodes 157 amino acids.
GGAAGAGACAUAGAGGGAGGUGCGGGAGGAGAGCGAGAGGUGGAGUGAAAAUGGUCUUUAAAAAGCAGAUUUAAACAGGCUACCCAUCUCAUUUUGGAAGAAAUCACACCCUCACACAGUGUUUUUUUGUUUUUUUUUGGGGACUAUGGCUUCCACCACCUCGGGUGAUGUUCUGCCCACAGGCGGCAGGAUCUUCACCUCCAUUCCUGAUGUGUUCUUCCUCCCUGAAUUUGUGUUUGGAGGUUUGGUAUGGAUCCUGGUGGCAUCGACUCUUGUCCAGCCAGACAACCCUCUGGGCUGGGUGAUGUUCGUCUCCGUCUUUUGCUUCGUACUGACGACACUCUGGUUCUUCAUCUUCCUCUGCGGAGCCAAUCAGAGCAGCGUCUGGCCCUCCUUGGACGUGGGUUUUCAUUUUGUGGCGGUGGUUUUCUACCUCAGUGCAUCUGUGGAUCUGGCGUAUGUCACCAUUCUGAAAGCGACAAUUCUGGCGGUGUCUCCAACUGCUGACAAUCUCAAAUACUACCGACUGGACAUCGCUGCAGUGGUGAUGUCCUACGUGGCCACUCUUCUCUACUUCCUCCAUGCCAUUUUCUCUGCCAUCCGGUGGCAGAGGUCCUAAUGAAACAAAACAUCAAACACAAACUAAGAACAAGAAGAAACAAAAAAAAAAAAAACAGCUAACCUGUCAUUGAACUUUUCUUUUUUUGUUCUUUUUAUUUUCAUGUCGGCAACUUCCUUUGAACCAAAGUGCCAAAACAUAAAAAUAAAUGAAUGACUCACUUUUCCUAAUCAGAGAUGGAGCACUUUGGUCAGAAUAGAUGCAAGUGAAAUGAGGUUCAAGUUAAAAUGUGUUUAGAAAUAAAUGAAGUUUUAAUGAAAAUGGAUGUGUGUAGAUAACUAAUGAAAUCACAGAUUUAAUUGUUUAGUUGACCCAAAUUUUAUCGACACCGUUUUUAUCGGGACUAUUUUUUUAAGGCGUAAUUAAAAGCUGUCCAUAGCUUUUUUU